Messenger RNA from Austrofundulus limnaeus, 5722 nucleotides. RefSeq names its product cytoplasmic linker associated protein 2 (gene clasp2). Gene Ontology annotation, molecular function: microtubule binding. The record is from RefSeq and is a predicted model, not a curated record. Gene Ontology annotation, cellular component: microtubule organizing center; basal cortex; spindle microtubule. Gene Ontology annotation, biological process: mitotic spindle assembly; establishment of mitotic spindle localization. NCBI's taxonomy places the organism in Eukaryota, Metazoa, Chordata, Actinopteri, Cyprinodontiformes, Rivulidae.
UGCUGCCAGCUCUGGUGGACAGGCUGGGUGACGCCAAAGAUCAGGUCAGGGAGAACAGCCAAGCUCUCAUCCUUCGCUGCAUGGAGCAAACUGCUUCACCCAUGUACGUCUGGGAAAGGCUUAUUCCUGGGUUUAAACACAAAAACUUCCGCAGUCGAGAAGGAAUUUGCCUCUGUCUGAGCACCACGCUCAGCACGUAUGGAGCCCAGCCUCUCAGCCUCAGUAAAUUAGUUCCUCAUCUCUGUACUCUGACUGGAGACCAGAAUCCACAGGUACGGGAGGCCUCUAUAACAACAUUAGUGGAUGUUUAUCGUCAUGUUGGAGAGCGAGUCCGAGCAGACCUGGGAAAGAGAGGACUUCCAGCUGCACGGUUGCAGACGAUAUUUGCCCGUUUUGAUGAAGCCUUGAAUUCAGGAAACAUGGCUCUCAGCCCUGGUCACGAUCGUAGUUUUGAUGAUGAUGACAGUGUGGACGGACGCUCUUCUGCAAGCUUCAAAGUUCCCAAAGUUCCCAAGAAGCCUGCAGAGUCGUCUGCUGCACGCAGGCCCAGCGCUACUGGAAGCAAACUUGUGUCAAAAGAAAGUGCUGGUGCAGUUGAUGAAGAGGAUUUCAUUAAAGCCUUUACAGAUGUCCCCACUGUCCAGAUAUACUCAUCGAGGGAUCUCGAGGACAACCUUAAUAAGAUCCGGGAAAUCUGCUCGGAUGACAAACACGACUGGGACCAGAGAUGCAACGCUCUGAAGAAAAUUCGCUCUUUACUGGUGGCGGACGCGGCCAGCUAUGAUUGUUUUUACCAGCAUCUACGACUGCUGGACGGAGCCUUCAAACUGUCUGCAAAGGACCUGCGCUCACAAGUGGUCCGAGAGGCCUGUAUCACUGUGGCUCACCUCUCGUCAGUACUGGGGAAUAAAUUCGACCACGGGGCAGAAGCCAUCGUUCCCGUCCUGUUCAACCUCAUCCCCAACUGUGCCAAAGUUAUGGCCACCUCCGGUGUCUCAGCCAUCCGCAUCAUUAUACGGCACACGCAUGUCCCCAGACUUAUUCCUCUGAUAACCAGUAACUGCACAUCCAAGUCAGUGGCUGUAAGAAGACGCUGUUAUGAUUUCUUGGACCUUCUGCUACAGGAAUGGCAUACACACUCUUUAGAAAGACACACGACAGUUUUGGUUGAAAGCAUUAAAAAGGGAAUCCGAGACGCCGACUCAGAGGCCAGAGUGGAGGCCCGCAAGGCCUACUGGGGUCUGAGGAACCACUUCCCAGCAGAAGCCGAUGCUCUUUACAACUCCUUGGAGCCGUCGUACCAGCGGACGCUGCAGUCCUGUCUGAAGAGCUCUGGCAGCGUGGCCUCUCUUCCUCAGAGCGACCGCUCCUCAUCUUCCUCUCAAGAGAGUCUAAACCGUCCUCUGUCUUCCAAAUGGUCGGCAGCUCCAGGGCGAGUCCCUGCCCCUGCAAAGGCUGGGAUGUCACCAGUCUCCCUGCAGCGUUCCCGCAGCGAUGUGGAUGUGAACGCAGCAGCCGUUGCUAAACACCGGCACGUCGGACAGGCCCGGGGAACAGGCCGUCUGCCCCCCGGUUCCUACUCCUCUCUGGAUGAUGCCUCUGAUAAAACGGAUGGGACCAGGUCAGACAAUGGCCGCGUUCGCACUAAGCAGCCCUUCACUACAGCCAGCAGCGUUUCCAGCCAAGUGGACUCACGAGGACGCAGCCGCACCAAGAUGGUCUCCCAGUCGCAGCGUUCCGACGAAUCCGAUUGCACUCCAGGAUCUCAGUCUGCUAACACUGUCGGUGCUGGCAGCCGGAGCGGCUCUCCGGGUCGUGUGCUGACGAGCACGGCCUUGAGCACCAUGAGCUCGGGGGCUCACAGAGUCCUCGCUGGACCCGCCGGGGACGGGCAGAGGCGCAGCCGCAUCCCCCGCAGCCAGGGCUGCUCCAGAGACUCUUCCCCCACUCGCCUGUCCGUCGCUCCUUCUAGCCUUAGCUCCAACUACAACAGUGCGAGCAGAGGAGCUCGAGGCAGUCGUAUCCCUCGGCCCAGUAUGAGUCAGGGCUGCAGCAGGGAGGCCAGCAGGGAGAGCAGCAGGGACACCAGCCCCGUACGCUCCUUCACACCUCUGGCGACUCGGAGCUACUCGCGCUCCACUGGAGCUCUCCACACACCUGAUGCUUUUGGGGCUGCAGGAUCGGGKUUUGGCAUCAGCCAGUCGAGUCGUCUCUCGUCUUCAGUCAGCGCCAUGCGGGUCUUGAACACAGGCUCUGAUGUAGAAGAGGCUCUUGCAGAUGCGUUGCURUUGGGAGACAUGAGAUCCAAGAAGAAGCCAGCACGGCGGCGCUAUGAGAACUACGGCAACAUGUAUUCAGACGACGACGCCAACAGCGACGCGUCCAGCGUCUGCUCGGAGAGGUCGUGCAGCUCCAGGAACGGAGGCGCCAUCUCCACCUACAUGAGGCAAACAGAAGAUGUAGCUGAGGUGCUCAACCGCUGCGCCAGCGCCAACUGGUCUGAGAGAAAAGAGGGUUUAUUAGGUCUACAGGCUCUGCUGAAGAACCAACGCACACUCAGUCGAGUAGAGUUAAAGAGGCUGUGUGAAAUCUUCUCCAGGAUGUUUGCAGACCCUCACAGUAAGCGAGACUCCGGCAGGGUGUACGGCACCGCAGAAUCCGGUAUAAGCUCAGCCUCCUUCAAGAGAGUGUUCAGCAUGUUCCUGGAGACUCUGGUGGACUUCAUCCAGGUCCACAGGGACGACCUUCAGGAUUGGCUGUUUGUCCUGCUCACUCAGCUGCUGAAGAAGAUGGGAGCGGACCUGCUGGGCUCGGUACAGGCCAAAGUUCAGAGAGCUCUGGAUGUCACAAGAGAGUCUUUUCCCAAUGACCUGCAGUUCACUAUUCUSAUGAGGUUCACCGUGGACCAGACUCAGACGCACAACCUCAAGGUGAAAGUGGCGAUUCUAAAGUACAUUGAGACGUUGACGCUGCAGAUGGACGCUCCGGACUUCGUGAACUCCAGUGAAACUCGACUGGCUGUUUCCCGCAUCAUUACCUGGACAACUGAACCUAAGAGCUCCGACGUCAGAAAGGCAGCCCAGUCGGUGCUGAUUUCCCUCUUCCAGCUCAACACUCCAGAGUUCACCAUGCUGCUGGCGGCUCUUCCCAAAACAUUUCAGGAUGGAGCCACAAAGCUGCUUCAAAACCAUCUGAAGAACACAGGAAACGCUGCACAGGCUCCAAUAGGCAGCCCGUUGACUCGCCACACCGCCCGCUCUCCAGCCAGCUGGACCAGUCCAGUCACGUCACCUACGAACACGUCCCAGAACACCCCUUCACCAAGCGCAUUUGACUACGACAUGGAAAACAUGAACUCUGAGGACAUCUACAGUUCGCUGAAAGGCGUCACCGAGGCCAUCCAGAACUUCAGCGUUCGCAGCCAAGAGGACAUGAACGAUCCGGUCCAGCGACGAGAAGGAGAGGAGGGUGGCAGUGGGAUGGAACUGGUGGACGGAGGCCGCAUGGCUCUCGACAACAAGACUUCCCUCCUCAACACCCCCCUGCUGUCCUCCAGCCCCCGACUGGCCCGCGAGCACUUGUCCGACUCACCCUUCAAACACAGCCGCAGCAAAGACGCCAGCCUGGACGACUCGGAGCAGCUCGGUGACGAGAGCAACCUCGACCAGUCGGAGCUCGUGGCCGAACUCCUCAAGGAGCUGUCGAAUCAUAACGAGCGCGUGGAGGAAAGGAAGGCAGCGCUGUGUGAGCUUCUGAAGCUGAUCCGGGAAAACACCCUGCAGGUGUGGGACGAACACUUCAAGACCAUCCUGCUGCUUCUGCUCGAGACGAUGGGCGACUCUGAGCAUGUGAUUCGAACUCUGGCUUUGCGCGUGCUGAGGGAGAUUCUUGGCAAGCAGCCUUGGAGGUUCAAGAACUAUGCAGAGCUUACAAUUAUGAAGACCUUGGAGGCUCACAAAGAUCCUCACAAAGAGGUGGUGCGAGCGGCAGAGGAGACGGCAGCCAUGUUGGCGUUGUCCAUCAGUCCAGAGCAGUGUAUCAAAGUGUUGUGUCCCAUUAUUCAGUCGGCUGAUUACCCCAUUAAUUUAGCUGCCAUCAAGAUGCAGACGAAGGUGGUGGAGAGGAUUCCCCGCGAGGGCCUGAUCAGCAUGCUGCCUGAAAUUGUGCCGGGACUCAUUCAGGGUUACGACAACUCUGAGAGCAGUGUGAGGAAGGCGUGUGUGUUCUGCCUGGUGGCCAUCUACGCAGUGAUAGGAGAGGACCUUAAACCUCACCUCAGCCAACUCUCCAGUAGCAAGCUGAAGCUGUUGAAUCUGUACAUCAAGCGGGCCCAGUCUGGCUCCAGCGGCAGUGACCCCUCAGCUGAAGGCCUAUAGAAGUCACACAGUUCUUCCCCCCGGGAACCACCACAGAACUGCAACAAAUCAAAAACACCCGCUCACGACAUCACACCCCAAACAUAGUCCAAGACUCACAGAAGAACUCCGCUGACGUUCACAGCAAACAUGGCGCACACACACACAGACACCACAGGCGCACGCAGCGCUCACGUUUCUCUGCYUCACUGCAGAACAGGAGUCACGGUGCCGAGUAGAGGAACGUUGUAGUUCUCCUCACCAUUAUGGAGCAUCCUCCCCACUUUGUUUUGUUUCAGACUGAACUGAACCCUUACAUCUGGAAUAAACCUUAACAGCUGCAAACACCCUCGUCCAGUCUCCUCCCACGUUCAUCACUAAUCACCACAGGAUGAAGUGUCCGUCCAACAGUAUUCACYCAUUGUCAAUAAGGACUGGUGCAUCUGCAUGAUUUUGAUUGAUUUUUUUUUUUCUGAAGUUUCAUCAAACACUGCRACAAACUGUGCCGUUUUCUGUUUCUUGAACAGUGAGUAACCGGGUCCAGUUWGAUGAGAAUGUACAUUUAUAUUGUGUCAUAUUUUGGCUUUAUUUUACACAAUUACUUAUUUUCUUUUUUUCCCGGUGCUUUUUAAUACCAAGACUUCACACAUUAAAACAUACCCUUUGUUUUUUUUUUUUAAAGAAAGGUGCUGAUAAACCUAAAAGGUACGACGGACCGACCGACCCCUGGACAGCUCUGGUCUCUGCGGGUCACACCUGCUCAAAGCAAACAGAACUAAAUCCAAAAUCUGGGAGCCCUUAUGUGCUUGGCUAUGCAUGAGACAUAAUGUAAAAAAAUGUUAACAUUUUAUUGGGGUCCCGAGGGUUAAAACAGUGUGACUGAGGUUUUAAUUUAAUAUAAACUAUGUCCACCCCUUUCAGAUAAAUCCACGAUUGUUCUCCUUUUCUUUCAGCUCAUGUCCGAUCGGCCCGUUUCUGGGCAACAUGAGGGGGUGCGUGCUUUGUGAACGAAGUAUGAUAUGACUUAUUAUCACGUAGUGGAUAUGUAUAUUAAAUUAAAAUAGAAUAUCCAAUACCAGUGUCGUUCAGGAGUGUCCCCCAAGGGGGGGAUGCACACACACACCUUCACCCAUCAUUUUUUACUUCCCCCUCUGUUGCCAUCCUCGCUCAUGGUUUCUUCUGUUUUCUCUUCUCCGCUGAAAGGUUUGUAGAAAUGUAUUAUUUACAGCUCUGAGAAAAAUGUCAUGUUCUCAUAUUUCUCUUUUCCUGUUCAUUGUCUUUUUUUCCUCCUUCCUCUUGUAACAUUCUAGUUUUCUCUGUGCAUUUACAAAGCUGUGCUUACAAUAAAAUGAACUUGUACAGAUCAA